AUGAUUUUAUCACUUUCUGCAUGUUUACAUGUUUAUAGUUGUAGAAGAGAUUCAGAUUCGGAUCAUAAUUUGGAUGAAAUUGUUGUUGCGCAAUUGUCACCAAUCCAUUAUUGCGAUAACGGCGAAGCAUCAACAUCGACAGGUCAACGGCAUCAGUUGCCAAUUGAUGAUAAAGGAACUGUAAUUAAAAUCAGCAGCUUCGAUGAGUCAACAUCAUCGCAUCAUAUCCUGCAAAAGCAAUCAAGCAAUCCUCAAUGUAGCCAACAAUCAUUAGAUCCAUCAUCAGCCUAUAAGAAUUCGAAAACUCGACGAACUGAAUAUUCAAUGCGGGGAAUAAAAAUUGGAUGCAGCAAUCCAUCACAGGAUUCAGCAUUUGGGUCAAUGACCGAUGGUGAACUUUCACAUGCAUCGAGUUUUAAGUUAAGUAGCUUUCAAUCCGUUUCAUCACCAAUAGAUGAAGGUGUUGAAGAUAUAAAUGAAGAUAAGAACAGAGACAAUAGCAUAAGCACUAUAGCAAGUAGUUUGAAGUUCAUUGACUCAAACAGUUCUUGUUCAUCGCCAUGUCCCGAUAAAUUCACACAAUCACUUAAUGAUCUUGACAUUGCCGGUCCAUCAAACAUUAAUCCACUACAUGUGACAAAUAUACGUGAAACUUGCAUCUUUCUUGAUCCACCAAAACUUAUUGUCAACGACGAUUCAACUGGAAAUUAUAUUUACACAUCAUCGCCAAUUAGAAAAUGUGCAACAACUGAAGUCUUCUCACAAAAGUAUCGUGUAUCAUCAUUUGAAGAUAUGGCAUUAAAUAGCAAUCAUCUAAAGCAUCAAGUCAAUAAGAAAGCAUUUAGAUCAUUUGAAGAAGAACAACGAAUUGAAUCAGCAUUUACACCGAUUAAGUCGUCUGGCGAAAAGGUCCUUGAGCUGCCCAUAAAACAUUUUACUUCGACAAUGACGGGGAGAGAACGAAGCAUUUUAUGGAAAGAUAGCUUUUUGAAGUGCAAUAAAAAUAAUCUUACAAUCAAAUCUAAAGAGUCAAUCUGUGAGUUGGAGACGGAUGAUGCUAAGGAAGCAUGCGGAAGUCAGCAAGCAACGAUAGUUAAAGCAGAUUCUAAUGAAGAUAAUAAUGAUGACGAUAAUGAUGAUGAUGAUGAGACGAGUAUUGAAUAUUCAAGUGCAAGUAUAACAGCUGAAAUGUCAUCGACCCAAUCAUCACGUCGUGCACGCUCUGAUCGACUCUCAUUCAGUCUCGCAAGAUUUAAGCAAAAUGCAAUCAUUGAAAGUGUCGCUUUGGAUACCCUUUCAGAAAGUAGUAAUUCGAAAGUAAAGAAACAUUCAAAUUCAAGUUCUUCGAAUGACGAAUCGAAUGUUGAUAACACAACAAUCACAUCGACAACGAAUGAUGAAUGCAAUAGUGAAGAAGAAUGUAGUAGUUUAACAGAAUCAUUGCUCAAAACGCCAUCGAUUGAUGAUGUAAGGAAAUUUGUCAAAAGCUUUGAAUCUGAGGAAGGUUCAGGCUCAGUUGGUAACAGUGAAGAAGCGCCACUUCUUGGUAUUGAAAUGUUGUCAAUAAGCUCAUCAACCGAACCGGAAUGA
Messenger RNA from Clunio marinus, 1590 nucleotides. NCBI's taxonomy places the organism in Eukaryota, Metazoa, Arthropoda, Insecta, Diptera, Chironomidae. The record is from the annotation of a GenBank genome assembly.